Messenger RNA from Sciurus carolinensis (gray squirrel), 3308 nucleotides. It is a transcript of the gene Necab2, whose product is annotated as N-terminal EF-hand calcium binding protein 2. The coding region runs from base 1925 to 2833 and encodes 302 amino acids. NCBI's taxonomy places the organism in Eukaryota, Metazoa, Chordata, Mammalia, Rodentia, Sciuridae. Gene Ontology annotation, biological process: regulation of amyloid precursor protein biosynthetic process. The transcript has 10 exons. Gene Ontology annotation, cellular component: cytoplasm. The record is from RefSeq and is a predicted model, not a curated record. Gene Ontology annotation, molecular function: calcium ion binding.
ACCUGGCGGGUCAGCCACAGCACACGUCCAGGCCCGGCCUCAGCUUCCUCCCCGUGCACAGCAACAGCUUGCUGUCCCUCACGAGGGAGAGGGGGGACACUGUGCCAGCAGCCACCGGGAGCUGGGUAGGUGAGGGAUCUUGCUGCAAGACCCUGGCCUGGGUUGGACUGAGGGUCUGGACUCAAGCUGUAGCUGCAGGGCCUGGCCUUGUCCCCAACUGCCCUGUACCUCCGUUUAUCCCGAUAAAGUGGGGCACCCGUGCCAGGGGUGCAGAGCCUGGGGCAGUGGGGACAUGGAAGGGGUGCCGGGCCAGGACGCUGCAGCCCUACAGGACACCUGGACAGGCUCCCAAGCACUAAGAGCCUGACGGGCUUCCUGCGUCUCAGCUGACUGGAUUUCUCACGGUUGGCUUCUGGGGUCUUUUGUGUACGGGGCUUGUCCGGGCUGGUUCCUGGGGCCUCGUGUGUGGAAGUUACAUGCGCUUUCUUCCUCUCUGACACCAAGGCUUGAACUGGGUGUCCGGGGAUGUGGGAUGAGGUCCCCACACAUGUGCUCAUGUCUCCCUUGCUCAGCUACGAGGCCAUAGGGAAACGUGGGGGAGCCACAGAGAGGCCCAAGGUGCCCCUGAGCGUGCUGAGCCCCGCAGCGGCCCUGGGAGCAGACAGAAGCACGGGGGGCUUUAAGCUUUAAGAGUGGUUUCCAUUCUGAGCCCAAGUAGAUCUGCCGUAUGUGACUGGGCAGGUCGUGCCCUGCACAGGGGCCCUCAGCUGAGAGCACAGAGGCCACAGGUCCAGACGGCACUCCACCCUGACACUGGGCUUCAUCUCUCAGCAGAGGGAGGGGCGUCUCUGAUCGUGUGCGGGUGCUGGGCGGCUUGCAGGGAUCCUCGCCUUAAGCAGCUGACUGAUUGCAGGCGCACGGGCGGUACCGUAAGGGUCUGUGUCCUCUGGCCUUCUGCCUGUCCUGUGCUGCCUCUCACAGAUUCCCAUGAAGUGGGGCAUGUGUGGGACCAGCAGGUCUGCCCAGUGGAAGGAGCGGGGUGGACACUCGAUAUCAGAGUCCCUGGUGUCCCCUUAGCUGCCGCCUCAGUGGCCCGGGCUGACCUGAUCCCAUGAGUGAGCUCUUCCAGACGGGCCCGUGGUGUCCCCCACAGAUAGGCGCACCCAGCGACUGCAAGCGGAGGGGAAGAGGGUGAGAUGAGGGGCAGGUGCGUGAGGCAGGUGCCCAUGACCCUCUUCUAGGGCCUCGCCGCUCCCCACCCGGAGCCACAGCUCCGGCCAGUUGCAGGUGGAGCGGCGCUGGGCUCGGCCGGGCCGGGCACCUCCUUCCCUACUGGUCUGGCAUCUUGAAGGGUGCGUUCGUGGCCAAAGAGGACCUGUGCUGACCACCAUCAGGCCUCUCUGGCCACCAUGUGGAGGGGCUGGGUCCCUCUUCAGAGUCAGGCCUGAGGGCCGAGUCCACAUCACCAUGGAGACCGUCGGGAAGCUGUAGAGUGUGGCGUUUGUCGGGCUACGGGCUCGGGCGCCACCUGAUCUUUGGUGUUCUGCUGGGCAGCUUGCUGAGAUGGGCAGAGGCGCAAAUGAGGCCGCCUGGCCGGGCAGACCCUGCUCCUAAUGCUGUUUCCUCGUGAGCCCCAGCAAACUAGCCGUUGUGGCGUUUGUUGGUUUGGGGAUUGGGAGGCACGAGUCUGUCGGUCUGUGCAUUAGCUGGGGAGCCUGAUUCUCCGAACUGGACGCUGCUGAUUAACUGGGAACCAGAUGGGUGGGGGGCUGAUCUCCAGCGGAGCUUCCCGGCCAGGCUGGGGCCAGCGCAGCGGGCGUGGUCACCCAGACCGGAGCUCCCUGGCCACGGUGGAGCGGCCUGUGCGCUGGGUCUGGCCAGCUCUCUGUGGACGCCAGCUGUGUUGCUGUCUUGCCCCUCGCAGAUGACGGGAAGCUGUCCUUGGAGGAGUUCCGGCUCUUCUUUGCGGACGGCGUCUUGGCCGAGGAGGAGCUGGAGGGCCUCUUCCGCACCAUCGACGCGGACAGCACCAAAUUACUUUGUGGACCACAUGGGAGACUAUGAGGACGUCUUGGCCUCCCUGGAGACAUUGAAUCACUCUGUGCUGAAGGCCAUGGGCUACACCAAGAAGGUGUACGAGGGCGGGAGCAACGUAGACCAGUUUGUGACCCGCUUCCUCCUGAAGGAGACAGCCAAUCAGAUCCAGUCGCUGCUUAGCUCUGUGGAGAGUGCGGUAGAGGCCAUCGAAGAGCAGACCAGCCAGAUCCGACAGAACCACAGCAAACCUGGCCACAGUGGCACGGGCACCUGGUAUGGAAGCCCCUCUCCUCUCCACGCUCCCAACCACAAGCUCAUGGCCACGGAGCCAGGGAAGAGCCUGCCAUCUGCCACCGGGGACCCGAAGGAGGAGGGUCUGGAAGCCCAGAUCAGCCGGCUGGCAGACCUGAUUGGGAGGCUGGAGAACAAGACGCUCUGGUUUGACCUGCAGCAGCGCCUGUCGGAUGAAGAAGGCAGCAACAUGCACCUGCAGCUCGUCCGGCAGGAGAUGGCCGUGUGCCCCGAGCAGCUGAGCGAGUUCCUGGACUCCCUGCGACAGUACUUGCGGGGCACCGCUGGAGUAGGGAGCUGCUUCCACAUCACCGCCGUGAGGUUGUUGGACGGCUUCACCUUCGUCAUCUAUGAGUUCUGGGAGACAGAGGAGGAGUGGAAGAGGCACCUGCAGAGCCCCAUGUGCAAGGCAUUCCGGCACGUCAAGGUGGACACGCUGCGCCAGCCUGAGGCCCUCUCCCGGAUCUCGGUGCCAGCCGCCUGGUGCACUGUGGGCCGAGACUGACCACCUCCGCGCCUGCACUGGCUGCCGCCACCCCUUCUCGUCGAGGACCCCCUUUUCUAGAAACUUUGGUACGCGCGCAGUCUUUUCAAUAUACUUCUCAACAAGAAUGUAUCUCCCUGUGGUUUGAAGUGAAAGCGGCCCCCGCCCGGGGCACCUCCCCGCCCCCGCCCAAGCUGGCAGAGCGCCUGUGCUCUGGGGUCCCAUGGAGGCUCCUGGGGCUGGCGUCCCACCGUCCUUCCUGCCCCCAGUGGCCUCGCAGGCCCAGCCUGCUGCGGCUCGGCAGGCCGCGCCCCUCCACCUCGACAUUCCCCUCCCCAGUAGGAGCCGUGACCCUGUAGUGCCCAACCUAGGCCUGGGACAAGCCCAGGAGUGGCAGCAGUGCCCCUGUAUCAGCACCACCAAAUAAACCCUCGCUGGGAACAGCGCGUGCUGUGUCUGCUUCCCCUUCCCAUGAGUGACGGCGGGCCGGCCGGAC